This is a messenger RNA of Osmerus eperlanus (European smelt), 1490 nucleotides long. It is a transcript of the gene plek2, whose product is annotated as pleckstrin 2. The record is from RefSeq and is a predicted model, not a curated record. Bases 79 to 1227 code for a protein of 382 amino acids. Gene Ontology annotation, cellular component: plasma membrane. Gene Ontology annotation, biological process: actin cytoskeleton organization; intracellular signal transduction. NCBI's taxonomy places the organism in Eukaryota, Metazoa, Chordata, Actinopteri, Osmeriformes, Osmeridae. The transcript is spliced from 9 exons.
UGUGCUCACACAUGACGCAGGUGAGUAAAUAUAUCCAUUCUGAAGAGCCAGCACAGGUGAGAACGACUAACCGCAGCUAUGGACACGGACCAAAACAGCUCUGUUCUCAAAGAGGGGUUCCUGGUUAAGAGGGGACAUGUUGUUCACAAUUGGAAGGCUCGGUGGUUUGUCUUGAUGCCAGACAAGUUGCUUUAUUACAAGUACGAGGGGGGCAAAAGGGGCUCGUGUCAACGGGGGAGGAUAAUGCUGAAAGACUGUGUAAUUACCUGUCCGUUUCUGGAGUACGACUAUCGGCCGCUGGUAAUCAGGCUGCAGACGCAGAGCUGUGGGGAGCACUUCCUGGAGGCGUGUUCUCGUGAGGAACGAGAUGAGUGGGCUGCUGGCAUCACCGCCGCCAUGACGACGCUCCGCCUCAAUGAUGCUCCGCCAGACAACCAAUCAGAAGCAGCUCCACCCAAGUCCCUGGGGCUGCAUAACAUCAACCUAAGCCAGGUGGUGGACUCCAUGUAUGACAUCCACAGCGGCAUCAGGAUGACCAGCCUGACAGAGCAAUGCAGCACCUACAGUAACUGCUUCUCAGGCUCGUCGGUGGUGGACUGGCUGGUGUUCAUGCAGCUGGUCCUGACCCGUGUGGAGGCCGCCACCCUGGCCUCGGCCCUGCUGGAGGAGGGCUUUCUCCGGCCGCUGGGCUUCCGCAGCGUGGAGGCGCUGCGCAGCGCGGGUCUCAGCCAGCAGUUCCUGGAUGACUCUACGGCUCUCUAUGGCUUUUCUGACAGCUUCAAGAAGAGAGGGAGUGUGAAACCCGAGAAGACACUGUCAGCCGUCGAGCUGGCUGGGAAAGUAGUCAAGAGGGGCUACUUACUCAAACAGGGUCACAAAAGAAAGAACUGGAAGGUGCGUCUCUUUGUUCUUCGAUCACAGCCUGGCUACCUGCACUACUAUGACCCCAGCAAGUUUCUGUGGCCAGACAUGUUGUUUGUGCUUUGUCUCAUCCACUUCCUGUCUGGUGUCACCUGUCAGGAUGACAUCAACCCUGCGGGCGGCUUCUCCCUGCGCGGCUGCCUGGUGUCGGCCCUGGAUGACAACGGAGUACCCUCAGGCGUGAAGGGAAAUGUUCAGGGCAACCUGUUCAAAAUCAUCACUCAGUCGAACGCACACUAUUUCAUCCAGGCUCCGACACGCCAGGAGAAGACAGACUGGAUCGAGGCGGUGCGAGGACACAGUUAGUGGAACUCUUUCAGCCAAGCCGAGGUUCACCACACAGAACAGGAAAUAUAACAGAUGGAACAGAUACAUUGAAUUGAACUAUUAGUAUGACUUCAGAAAACCUUCUUCUCCUUGGGUCUAUCUAGUAGCAUACUAAAUGUUGUAAUCCGGUUCUUAGUAUCAUCCAAUAUUUAAACCAUCUUCCAUUUUAAGUAAUGUAUUACACAUUCUAUGAAUGUAAUCAAAAGUUGUAGCCAAAAUGAAAUAUUAAAAUACUGUUGCAA